AUGCGGUUUGACAUUGUUGCGCUCUUCCCUCUGGCCGCUAGUGCGGUCAACAUCAUCUCAUCCAAUGAUGAUGGCUGGGCGGAAGCGAACAUCCGUGCUUUCUUCGAGUCUCUACAAGCGGCAGACCACUCAGUUGUGGUAUCUGCACCCGCCGAAAACCAGAGUGGCAAGGGCUCAAAGGACGAAGAGCCGACGGUCUUGACUGAGCCAUGCCAGUUCAACAGCUGCCCAUCUGGCAGUCCGGCUGUGGGAUUUAAUUCUUCGGAGCCCCGACUUGGUUAUGUCAAUAGCUACCCAGUGACCGCAAUCAAAUACGGCAUUGAGACGAGCGGCCCGAAAUUCUUCAACGGUGCUCCAGACUUGGCCGUCACAGGUCCAAAUGUUGGCAGCAAUAUUGACAUCGUCAAUUACUUCUCCGGAACCGUGGGCGCCGCCACCUAUGCUGCACAGAAUGGAAUUCCCGCUCUUGCCUUCUCCAGUGCUAGUGGCUCCCCGACCUCAUGGGAUAGCCCGCGCCCUGCCUACAGCGAGGUCUAUGCCGAUUUGGCUACCAACCUGACAAACCAGGUUAUUGCUUCUGGCAAGCCAUACCUACCGGAUGACAUUUUCCUGAACGUCAAUUUCGGAAAGGUUACGGACGAAUGCGCAAGUCCGGCCGAUUUCUCUUUCGUCCUCUCCCGCAUCCACGUGGCAGUUCCAUUGAUUACUGAUGAUGAUGUGACUACCUGCGGUGAUUCGAGAUUGCCAAGCGAAUUGGAAGUCUCGCUAGCGUCUGGUUGCUAUGCAAGUGUCUCGGUUGGGAUUGCAUCCGAGAAGAAGGAUGCCGACGCUGAGAUGCAGGGGGUUGUUUUGAAGAAGCUGGGUAAUUUGUUGACUUGUCUUCCAUGA
Penicillium mononematosum is the source of this 888-nucleotide messenger RNA. RefSeq names its product 5'/3'-nucleotidase SurE. NCBI's taxonomy places the organism in Eukaryota, Fungi, Ascomycota, Eurotiomycetes, Eurotiales, Aspergillaceae. Bases 1 to 888 code for a protein of 295 amino acids. The transcript is spliced from 3 exons. Gene Ontology annotation, molecular function: nucleotidase activity. The record is from RefSeq and is a predicted model, not a curated record.